GGCAGGGUAAUGGUGUACCAGAGACCUGAUCUGCUCUGAUCAUGGGUGCAAACGCUGCUUUCUUGUAGGCCUGGCCUCCCAUUAGUUCAGGCAAGGAGUGUGAAUAUUUGUUUCAGCCAGUCAUGGCAUCGCUCAGUCACACAUGCACAGAACAAAUCUGAUGUGUUGGUACAAAAUGGGAACCUACACUUCGUUAAAGGAAAGAAAACAUGCAUGCACUGGAAUGACGAGUAUGUUAGUCGAAAACAAAUUUUGCGUUGGCUCCACAGAAAACGGUGGCAAAGCUCUCAACAGCGCAAUCAAAGAAAAGAAACUUGUGUCCUGUUUUAAACUAAAGUUAAUUUGUAACUCACAAUUGUUGACACGUCUCAUGCUCCUCUUCUUAAAUGACCUCCUCUAAUGACUGCGUAAACAGGAGCACAUCUCAGUCUGAUAUCUGAUAUCUGUAAACAGGGCCCGAAGCUUCCAUUUGAGCAGCAGGUGGUUUGAAAGUCUCAUUGUGCUCCCGCUGUGUGACGCUUGCAGAAAUAGCUCCCCUCUUAUAGAAAGGUCUGCUGCAUGCUGUGCUUCAGUUAAGUGAGAGAGGACGCCUCACCGCAGGUUUUCUGGACUCGGAGCCUCUGAGGGAGGCUGAUGAAGAGUUUGUGUCAGAGGUCAAUCUGACCAACUCUAUGAUGACCGAAGAGGAGAGGGAAGAGAUUCAACAAGAGCUGGCUAAACUGGAAGAGGAGAUCAAUACGUUGCGGCAGGUUUUGUCGUCCAAAGAGAAGCAGCAUGCCGAGCUCAAACAGAAGCUGGGCGUCGGGCCGCUCAGCGAGCUCAGAACCAACUUCAGCCGAGGCUGGCAGGACAUGCAGAGCUCCACCGCAUAUAAGAAGACGUCGGAGACGCUGUCCACAGCCGGCCAGAGAACCUCGGCAGCCUUCAGCACCCUCGGCAGCGCCAUCACCAGGAAGUUUGGAGACAUGAGAUCCAACUCGAUAGGUUACUCUAUCAGACACUCCAUGAGUAUGCCCACCAUGAGAAACUCUCCCAGCUUCAAGUCUUUUGAAGAGAAAGUCGAGAAUACAGUAACUACCAUCAAGACCAAGGUUGGUGGCACGGGGCCCGGAGGCAGCUUUGAAGACGUCCUCUCGUCUGCGGCCAACGCCAGCUCUCAGGACACGCCCACCGGCAACCUGCCGGACGGCUCCGAGAGGGCGUCCUAGAACCGUGAAACGGGACUUGAAACCAGGAACACAGCCUGCAGCUGCAGCACAGCACUGACCUGCUCACACACCUGACCCACGCUGUUUCACAACAUUUGGAUCGGAUCAGGCAGAUACUAGAAGACCCUUCAGGGCACCAGAGAAACGAAGGCCGUCCGUCCUCCAGCGGGUUCUCAUUCAUGUUACACCACAGAUGUCGAUCAGAUGAGGUUGAGUCGGAGCAGCCAGCAGUCGAACCUUAAACAACCCUUAAUAAAAGACAUAGAAAGGAUUCUCAGCAGGCAGAGCAUAAAAACUGCUGUAUUUCUGCUCUUUAUGCUCCGUCUCAAGCUGAGCUUCCAAUUUCACUCCCUUAAAAUCACAGCUGGGAUUCUUCAAACUCCCAUAAGUUAUUCAGAUCUUGCUGCACAGAUGUAAACAGCCUUAUUGGACUUGGCAUAAGAUUAUAUGGAGAGGAUCAGCAGUGGUUUCCUUUCACAACAUUUUGUUUGACAUAAUACGUCUGUUGUUACAUUUAUCACUAAUAAUGUAAAUAAAUUUGUGAUCGCGCUUAUUUGUAACUUUAUACAAAUGAAUUCGGCAACGAAUGCAGAAAAUUAAAGUAGUUGUGAAACAGUUUGAAUGCCUCGUCAUGCCAACAGUCCCAGUAUUCAGUUCUCACUGGGGUAGCAAGUCUUGAUUUCAGUCCAUAAAACACUUUCGUUUCUGAAUUUUCAUGUGUCGUGACUUUGCUGUGGUUUGAGAAGACAUCACUGUCCGUUAAAGAUGAAACCCUCCCUCACUGAGGGAAAGGAAAAAUGAAAAAGUUCUGUCAUUGGAAAGUGUUUUACAAAAUAUAUUUUAAUAAAAGCAACAGAUCAAUGAUUGUUUUUAACAAACUCAAUAAAAUGCUAUAAACUGAG
This is a messenger RNA of Salarias fasciatus (jewelled blenny), 2110 nucleotides long. It is a transcript of the gene tpd52l1, whose product is annotated as tpd52 like 1. The record is from RefSeq and is a predicted model, not a curated record. Gene Ontology annotation, cellular component: cytoplasm. The transcript is spliced from 9 exons. The coding region runs from base 672 to 1208 and encodes 178 amino acids. NCBI's taxonomy places the organism in Eukaryota, Metazoa, Chordata, Actinopteri, Blenniiformes, Blenniidae. Gene Ontology annotation, biological process: positive regulation of MAP kinase activity; positive regulation of apoptotic signaling pathway.